AUGCAGGCUCCAGUCGUGGUUAUGAACACCGGCACCGGUGAGAGGCAGACCGGAAGGCAGGCCCAGCUGUCCAACAUCCAUGCCGCUAAGACCGUCGCCGACAUUAUUCGAUCAUGUCUCGGCCCCAAGGCCAUGCUGAAGAUGCUCCUGGAUCCUAUGGGAGGUAUCGUGCUCACAAAUGACGGUCAUGCCAUCCUGCGAGAGAUCGAGGUGUCGCACCCAGCAGCCAAGAGCAUGAUCGAGCUCAGCCGGACCCAGGACGAGGAGGUUGGGGAUGGAACUACGACUGUCAUCAUUCUCGCUGGUGAAAUACUGGCACAGGCAAUGCCCCAACUCGAGCGGAACAUCCACCCGGUCGUCAUCAUCUCCGCCUUCAAGCGCGCCCUGUCCGACGCCCUCCAGAUCAUCGAAGAGAUCUCCCUACCGAUUGAUAUCAACGACGACAAGGCCAUGUACGGCCUCAUCUCCUCAUCCAUCGGCACCAAGUUCGUCUCGAGGUGGUCAGAGCUCAUGUGCGGCCUUGCCCUGCAGGCCGUGCGGACAGUGUCGUGGGAGGUUGGUACCGGCAAGACGGAGGUUGACACCAAGAGAUAUGCCCGUGUGGAAAAGGUGCCCGGCGGAGAGAUCGAGGACAGCAAGGUUCUGGACGGUGUUAUGCUCAACAAGGACAUCACACACCCAAAGAUGCGGAGGAAGAUCGAGAACCCAAGAAUCGUCCUGCUCGAUUGCCCCUUGGAGUACAAGAAGGGCGAGUCGCAGACACAGAUCGAGAUCUCCAAGGAGGAGGACUGGGAGCACGUACUGCGGAUCGAAGAGGAGCAGGUCAAGGCCAUGUGCGACGCCAUUCUGGCUGUCAAGCCCGAUCUCGUUAUCACCGAGAAGGGAGUAUCAGACCUGGCACAGCACUACUUUGUGAAGGCAAACAUCACUGCACUGCGUCGCGUGCGAAAGACGGACAACAACAGAAUCGCACGUGCUACGGGCGCCACCAUUGUCAACCGCGUGGAAGACCUGCAAGAGUCUGAUGUCGGCACCAAGUGUGGCCUCUUUGAGAUCGAGAAGAUUGGCGACGAGUACUUCUCCUUCCUCACCAAGUGCAAGGACCCCAAGGCCUGCACCGUCCUUCUCCGCGGACCGUCCAAGGACGUUCUCAACGAGGUUGAGCGAAACCUCCAGGACGCCAUGGGCGUGGCGCGCAACGUAAUGUUCCACCCUCGCCUGUCACCGGGUGGUGGUGCGACCGAGAUGGCCGUCUCUGUCAGGCUGAGCCAGAAGGCGAAGAGCAUCGAGGGCGUGCAACAGUGGCCGUACAAGGCCGUGGCCGAUGCGCUGGAGGUCAUCCCCCGGACCCUGGUCCAGAACGCGGGCGCAAGCCCCGUGCGCGUGCUGACGGAUCUCCGGGCCAAGCAUGCCGAGGGCAAGAGCUCGUGGGGCAUCAACGGCGACACCGGCGCGCUGGCCGACAUGAAGGAGUACGGUGUGUGGGAGCCACAGGCUAUCAAGCUGCAGAGUCUCAAGACGGCGAUUGAGGCUGCCUGCCUCCUGCUGCGUGUCGACGACAUCUGCUCUGCCAAGAAGGCGCCACAAGGUGUCGGUACCGGCGGGGGCGAUGACUGA
This is a messenger RNA of Diaporthe citri, 1617 nucleotides long. RefSeq lists its product as uncharacterized. Gene Ontology annotation, biological process: protein folding. The transcript has 6 exons. Gene Ontology annotation, molecular function: ATP-dependent protein folding chaperone; ATP hydrolysis activity; ATP binding. The record is from RefSeq and is a predicted model, not a curated record. The coding region runs from base 1 to 1617 and encodes 538 amino acids. Lineage: Eukaryota; Fungi; Ascomycota; Sordariomycetes; Diaporthales; Diaporthaceae. Gene Ontology annotation, cellular component: chaperonin-containing T-complex.